AUGUUGCGGUACCAGUCAGGGAAUUCGCGCACAGUUGAUGGGUACCACGCAGGGAAGAUGGGUACCACGGAGGGAAGAUGGGUACCACGAAGGGGCGCGCAUGAUCUGACGGGUACCAUCGAGCCACGUAGCUUAGACUCCCACGCGCUCGAGGCGCUCUCAGCAUCAAGCCUCCCGCCCAACCCGGGAAAGUCCCCUCCCCGCCGUUUGCGAGCGCCUGCCUUUCACAUAGCGCAUGUCCGGUCGCCCUCAAUUCCCUUCCCGAGAACCCACAUUACCGGUCCCGUCGCCCACAAAUCCCUUCCCGUCGCCCUCGUUUCCCUUCCCGUCGCCCUCAUUACCCUUCCCGUCGCACUAAUUUCCCUUACCGUCGCACUCAUUUCCCACCCCGUCGCCCUCGUUUCCCUUCCCGUCGCACUAAUUUCCCUUCCCGUCGCACUCAUUUCCCUUCCCGUCGCCCUCGUUUCCCCUCUCGUCGCCCUCAUUUCCCCUCUCGUCGCCCACAUUUCCCUUCCCGUCGCCCUCAUUUCCCCUCUCAUCGCCCACAUUUCCCUUCCCGUCGCCCACAUUUCCCCUCUCGUCGCCCUCGUUUCCCUCCCCGUCGCCCACAUUUCGCUACCUGUCGCUCACAAUUCCCUUCAUCCUCCCUUCCUCUCAUCCGCCCUUCCUCUCGUCCGCCCUUCUCUCACAUCCUCUCUCCCUCUCAUCCGCCCCUCCUAUCGUCCUCAUUUCCACUCGUCCUCCCUACCCUUCUUUCGCCACACGCCCUCAUCCGCCCUCCCCCUCAUCCGCCCUCCCCCUCGUCCGCCCUCCCUCUCAUCCACCCUUCUUCUCGUCCUCCCUCCCCCUCAUCCGCCCUCCCCCUCAACCGCCCUUCAUCUCAUCCUCCCUUCUCUCAUCCAACCUUCCUCUCAUCCCCCCUUCCUCUCAUCCUCCUUUCCUCUCAUCCUCCUUUCCUCUCAUCCGCCCUUCCUCUCAUCCGCCCUUCCUCUCAUCCGCCCUUCACGCUCUCAUCCUCUCUCCUUCUCAUCGUCUCUCCCUCUCAUCCUCCUUACCCUCGUCCACCCUUCUUCUCGUCCUCCCUCCCCCUCAUCCGCCCUCCCCCUCAUCCGCCCUUCAUCUCAUCCUCCAUUCCCCUCAUCCGCCCUUCAUCUCAUCCUCUGUUCCCCUCGUCCUCCCCUCCUCUCAUCCUCCUUUCCUCUCAUCCUCCUUUCCUGUCAUCCUCCCAUCCCCACAUCCGCCCUUCCUCUCAUCCGCCCUUCACUCUCAUCCUCUCUCCUUCUCAUUCUCCCAUUCUCUCAUACUCCCUUUCUCUCAUCCUCCCUUCCUCUCCCCUUCCAUUCCACUCGUCCCCCCUUCCUCUCAUCCAACCUUUCCUCCCAUCCUCCUUUCCUCUCAUCCGCCCUUCCUCUCAUCCGCCCUUCACGCUCUCAUCCUCUCUCCUCCUCAUCGUCUCUCCCUCUCAUCCUCCUUUCUCUCAUCCACCCUUCUUCGCGUCCUCCCUCCCCCUCAUCCGCCACCCCCCUCAUCCGCCCUUCAUCUCAUCCUCCCUUCCCCACAACCGCCCUUCAUCUCAUCCUCUGUUCCCCUCGUCCUCCCUUCCUCUCAUCCCCCCCUCCUCUCAUCAUCCUUUCCUCUCAUCCUCCUUUCCUCUCAUCCGCCCUUCCUCUCAUCCGCCCUUCCUCUCAUCCGCCCUUCUCUUUCAUCCUCUCUCCUUCUCAUUCUCCCUUUCUCUCAUACUCCCUUUCUCUCACGCUCCCUUCCGCUCCCCUUCCAUUCCUCUCAUCCCUCCUUCCUCUCAUCCUCCUUUCCUCUCAUCCUCCUUUCCUCUCAUCCGCCCUUCCUCUCAACCGCCCUUCACGCUCUCAUCCUCUCUCCUUCUCAUCGUCUCUCCCUCUCAUCCUCCUUUCUCUCAUCCACCCUUCUUCUCGUCCUCCCUCCCCAUCAUCCGCCCUCCCCCACAACCGCCCUUCAUCUCAUCCUCUGUUCCCCUCGUCCUCCCUUCCUCUCAUCCCCCCCUACUCUCAUCAUCCUUUCCUCUCAUCCUCCUUUCCUCUCAUCCACCCUUCCUCUCAUCCACCCUUCCUCUCAUCCGCCCUUCCUCCCAUCCGCCCUUCCUCUCAUCCGCCCUUCUCUCUCAUCCGCCCUUCUUCUCAUUCUCCCUUUCUCUCAUCCUCCCUUCCUCUCCUCUUCCAUUCCUCUCAUCCCCCCUUCUUCUCGUCCUCCUUCCCUCUCAUCCCCCCUUCCUCUCAUCCUCCUUUCCUCUCAUCAUCCUUUCCUCUCAUCCUCCUUUCCUCUCAUCCGCCCUUCCUCUCAUCCGCCCUUCCUCUCAUCCGCCCUUCUCUUUCAUCCUCUCUCCUUCUCAUUCUCCCUUUCUCUCACGCUCCCUUCCGCUCCCCUUCCAUUCCUCUCAUCCCCCCUUCCUCUCAUCCUCCUUUCGACUCAUCCGCCCUUCCUCUCGUCCGCCCUUCACGCUCUCAUCCUCUCUCCUUCUCAUCGUCUCUCCCGCUCAUUCGCCCUUCCUCUAGUCCUCCCCUCAACUCGUUUUCCCUCCCCUUCUUCAGCCCCCCCCCCCCCCCCCUCAUCCGCCCUCCCUAUGCCGCGACUGCCGCCAACAUGGACGGCACCCCACCUCCAAGAGAGAUGGCAGAGGAGGAGUCACCACAAGCAGAGUCUCCCACAGCUGCCGGGCCAUCCCAAGGUUGUGGUGGUGGUGGUGGUGGUAGUGGUGGUGGGGGUGGUGGUGGUGGUAGUGGUGGUGGGGGUGGUGGUGGUGGUGGUGGUGGUGGUAGUGGUGGUGGGGGUGGUGGUGGUGGUAGUGGUGGUGGGGGUGGUGGGGGUGGUGGUGGUGGUGGUGGUGGUAGUGGUGGUGGUGGUGGUGGUGGUGGUAGUGGUGGUGGGGGUGGUGGUGGUGGUGGUGGUGGUGGUGGUAGUGGUGGUGGGGGUGGUGGUGGUGGUGGUGGUGGGGGUGGUGGGGGUGGUGGGGGUGGUGGUGGGAGGUGCAAGAAGAUCAAGCAGCUGGAGAUUGAGGCCACAGUGGCCGUGUUCUAA
Molecule: messenger RNA, 3051 nt
Organism: Closterium sp. Naga37s-1
Lineage: Eukaryota; Viridiplantae; Streptophyta; Zygnematophyceae; Desmidiales; Closteriaceae
Source: the annotation of a GenBank genome assembly